This is a messenger RNA of Paramuricea clavata, 229 nucleotides long. The record is from the annotation of a GenBank genome assembly. NCBI's taxonomy places the organism in Eukaryota, Metazoa, Cnidaria, Anthozoa, Malacalcyonacea, Plexauridae.
AUGUCCAGACUCGUAGGCUCACAAAUAAGCAACAACGAACACAGGAAACACAUAUGUGAUCGAUGCCUUAACACAUUUGGAUCGGACGAACUCCUGGAAAGGCAUCUGGAACUAUGCUCGAACAACAACUACCAAAGGCAAGAAUACCCAAAACCCGGAAGCACCACGAAAUUUGAAAACUACGAAAAGAUACAGGAAUUCCCAAUCAUCAUCUAUGCAGACUUUGAAU